AUGAAAAGGCAGAACGUGCGCACUUUGUCACUUGUAGUAUGUACCUUCACUUACCUGUUGAUUGGAGCUGCUGUAUUUGACGCUUUGGAAUCUGAUACUGAGAGUAAACGAUGGGAAAUCUUAUCAACUAUGAAAAAUGGCUUGGUAUGUAAAUACAACAUAACUCCAGAGGAUUAUCACAUGAUAGAAAUAGUGAUAAUAGAGAAUAAACCCCAUAAAGCAGGUCCUCAAUGGAAGUUUGCUGGAGCCUUCUAUUUUGCUACUGUAGUACUGGCAAUGAUUGGGUAUGGGCAUUCAACACCUGUAACUGUUGGUGGGAAAGCAUUUUGUAUGGCAUAUGCAAUGGUGGGAAUCCCUUUGGGGUUGGUGAUGUUCCAGAGCAUAGGCGAGCGACUCAACAAAUUUGCUUCAGUAGUGAUCAGACGCGCCAAGUGCUAUCUUCGUUGCAAAACUACUGAGGCAACAGAAAUGAAUUUAAUGUUUGCGACAGGAAUGUUAUCAUCAAUUAUUAUUACUACAGGAGCAGCGGUGUUUUCGCGGUACGAGGGCUGGAGUUACUUUGACAGUUUUUACUACUGCUUUGUAACACUUACUACUAUUGGAUUUGGUGACUAUGUCGCUUUGCAAAAUGAUCAGGCAUUAACCAGUAAACCAGGCUACGUGGCAUUAAGUCUUGUGUUUAUUUUGUUUGGACUGGCGGUGGUAGCUGCCAGCAUCAACUUACUCGUGCUACGUUUUAUGACCAUGCAAGCUGAAGAAAAUGCUCGUGACGAAGAAAAAGAAGCUGCUAGAACUAUAUUGCCUAUUGAUGCACAUCCUAUUGCAGCGCGUCAACGCUCGCACGACGAUCAGGCAUCUGUGUGCUCGUGCAGCUGCCUCGGCAACAAGCCGUGUGACGGCGGGGCGCUGCUGGCGGGCGAGCGCGAGCGGCUGGCGAUGGCUCCCGACCUCGUCGAGCGCGCCAGCGUCUAA
Messenger RNA from Parnassius apollo (apollo), 972 nucleotides. NCBI's taxonomy places the organism in Eukaryota, Metazoa, Arthropoda, Insecta, Lepidoptera, Papilionidae. The record is from the annotation of a GenBank genome assembly.